Messenger RNA from Lathyrus oleraceus (garden pea), 1530 nucleotides. RefSeq lists its product as uncharacterized. Bases 1 to 1530 code for a protein of 509 amino acids. The transcript has 3 exons. NCBI's taxonomy places the organism in Eukaryota, Viridiplantae, Streptophyta, Magnoliopsida, Fabales, Fabaceae. The record is from RefSeq and is a predicted model, not a curated record.
AUGCCUAUUCUAGUGGCACCCGUCAAUGAUCAACAAUAUCACAUGCCACCCGGUUUCCCUUGGGGCAUGCCUCACUGUUAUAUGCCAACUAGAUACCACCCUCAAAACGCUGAAGCUCCAAUAGUGACUGUUGUGAUGUAUGUACCUUCUCCUGUGGUGCAUACGACUCAUUAUAAUGAAGAAAACGUUUAUCACGCGGCUCCAAGCGAAGUUGUGGGAGUAGAUGAAAUGUUAGAGGGAUUUCAAGACCAGUUCUUAGAAAUGCAAAUGGAAAUCAACGCUCUUCGAGGUAAAGAUCUUUUUGGCAAGACCGCUUCCGAACUCUGCUUGGUUCCUAAUGUUCAAAUUUUGCCCAAAUUCAAAGUACUAGACUUCGAUAAAUACAAAGGAAAUUCAUGUCCUCAAAGUCAUUUGGUGAUGUAUGCUAGGAAUAUGUCCACUCAGACUGACAACCAUCAACUUCUGAUCCACUACUUUCAAGACAGUUUAACUGGUGUCGUUCUUAAGUGGUGGCGUAGAAUUGCUGCACAUAUUUGCCUUCCACUUGAAGAGAAAGAUAUGACUAAAACCUUUUUGAAAACUCUGAGUUCAUUCUACUAUGACUGUAUAAUCGCUAGUGCACCUAGUGAUUUCACCGAGAUGGUAAACAUGGGUAUGCGACUUGAGGAAGCAGCCAGAGAGGGACGUUUGACUAAGGAAGCCGGUGCUUCUAGUCAUGUUAAGAAAUUCACCAAUAAUUUCUCCAAGAAGAAAGAAUCGGAUGUUAGUGUCAUUUCAUAUGGCAGACAAAGAAGAAAGUAUCAACAUGUUAUAGUCGUUUCACCAGUCAUUAGUCCACCAAUGGUAGCGCAAUGUUUCAGCCACAACUCUCGCAUCAACAUCAACAACAAAUUGUUUCCGGCGCUGCUAGCUAAAAAUCAUGUCUAUACAAGGUCUCCACCACCCGUGCCAAAGGACCUUCCCUAUUGGUACAAGGCAAAUCAAUUUUGUGCUCACCAUCAAGAGGCACCAGGACACAACAUUGAAAAUUAUUUUGGUCUAAAGUCAAAUGUUCAGAGGCUCAUCAAGAGUGGUAUCCUUUCAUUUAAGGAUAUAAACCCCAAUGUUCAAGUUAAUCCUCUACCGCAACAUGGUUCAGCCUCAGUUAACAUGGUAUAUGGUUGCCCGGGAAAUUUCCGGAUCUAUGAUGUACGGUUGUUGGGCGAGAACUUAGUAAAGAAACACGCCAGAUAUAACAAGAAUGGUUUUAUGCCUCCACAUAAUUAUGCCGCUUGCAGGGUCCUCUGUUCUAGGAACUCUCAAACAUGCCUAACUGUUGUAACGGAUCUCCAGGAUCAAAUGGUCCAAGGUUACAUUGUAGCCUACCAAGCCAGAGAUUAUAAUCAGGUCAAUAUGGUCAAUAGUGACAAUGAAGUGAAUGUCAUAGUUCCUCAGUUCAACGACUCCGAGCCUAUACAAAUUACUUAUGACAGUCGGAGGACUUCUAUGACUCCUCUGGUCAUUAACUUAACGGACCCAGUUCCAUACUAG